Messenger RNA from Drosophila miranda, 1192 nucleotides. RefSeq names its product ubiquitin-conjugating enzyme E2 D2-like. The coding region runs from base 210 to 1064 and encodes 284 amino acids. Lineage: Eukaryota; Metazoa; Arthropoda; Insecta; Diptera; Drosophilidae. The record is from RefSeq and is a predicted model, not a curated record. The transcript has 2 exons.
GCGGGGGAAACGUGAAAGUUCAAAACAGAGCAACGGCAAAACAGCUGUGCAAAAUGUAGUGUUGGAAAGCAAGUCAAAGGAAGCUGUGCUGGAAACCGAGUCGAAAGAAACUGUUGCUGGAAAACAGACCUGUCUCACUUUCAUUUCAUGUGCGACGUUGUAAGUCGUUCUGGCAAAAUAAAAAUCACAUUUUCAAUAAUCUGAACGUAAUGGCGCCCCGCAGAAUUGCUCGUAUUUUGGCGGCCAACCAGGCGUCCCCUGCCGCCCCGCCCUUGACCCGACGCGCUGCGUUCCUCCGCGCAGUGGAGGCCAUAUCCUCCCAUCCCAGGCGCCGCAGGACCACCACCACUGCCAGCCAGCGCCGUGCAAUCCAGAGCGCUGCCAACCAGCCGUCCGCUGAGGACCCUUCCGUUACCAACCGUCGCGGGAUCAAUAGCCGCGGUACCAAUCGCCGUGGGACCAACCGUCUUCCUGUGCAGGACACCGCACCGAUCGUGACGCUCCUCCAGAGUCCCGACCCACAACGUGGCACCGGUAGGAGUGACGUCAUGGAAGCUUUGGCCGCUAGCUUAGCAGUUGCGGUGCCAGAAAAUCGAAUGGUCAGUGAAUUAUGCGUACGCCGCCUCCGCAAGGAGAUGGCGAAAAUGACGAGCGAUCCGACGGACGGGUGCACGGUGGAGUUAGUGGACGACUGUAUCUACGACUGGAAGGCCGUUAUUCUCGGGCCCUUGGACACGCCCUACGAGGGAGGCCACUUUGAACUACGCCUCCACUUUCCGCACGCGUACCCGUCUCUACCACCGGAGAUACUGUUCCGUACAAGGGUCUUCCAUUGCAACAUACACAACGGCGCUAUCUGCGUGGAUAUUCUAAACUCGAAUUGGUCGCCCGCCCUGAACGUGGAGAAGAUACUUUUGUCCAUCCAGUCGCUGCUGUCGGACCCCAACCCCGAGAGCCCCUUGAACUGCGUCGCUGCCGAGAUGUACAAGACGAACCGCGAGCAACACAACCGCAUAGCACGGCAGUGGACCUUCCGCUUCGCCCAGCCUUUAGAUUCCACAUAGUCUGAAUAGUCCCACACUUUCCGAAUUCUUCGGGCACCAUGAGAACAUACUAACAUAAUAUACAAUUUAUAUUUGACUGAAAUAAAGGCCCAGGCUGUGAGUUGUUUGCCUCACACAAUGAUAACAGA